Messenger RNA from Plasmodium gallinaceum, 849 nucleotides. Its product is annotated as coatomer epsilon subunit, putative. NCBI's taxonomy places the organism in Eukaryota, Apicomplexa, Aconoidasida, Haemosporida, Plasmodiidae. The transcript is spliced from 2 exons. Gene Ontology annotation, cellular component: COPI vesicle coat. Gene Ontology annotation, molecular function: protein binding; structural molecule activity. Gene Ontology annotation, biological process: retrograde vesicle-mediated transport, Golgi to endoplasmic reticulum; endoplasmic reticulum to Golgi vesicle-mediated transport; intra-Golgi vesicle-mediated transport. Bases 1 to 849 code for a protein of 282 amino acids. The record is from RefSeq and is a predicted model, not a curated record.
AUGGAUGGUACGUUGCAGCUAAGGGAUUAUUUUUAUGCAGGUUUUAAUAAUUAUUGUUUAAAUAAUUAUAAAAAUAUAGAAGAAGAAGAAGAAAAAAAGGAAGCAGAUGAAUACAUAUAUCAAAUAUAUAUGAUUAGUAAUAUAAAAAAGGAUUUUAUUUUAAGUUUAAAAUAUGAAAAAAAUGAAAAUUUAUAUUUAUUAUAUCUAUACUACAAAUAUUAUUACUUAAAUGAAAAAGAAGAUGUUUUAUCAGAAUUAAAAAAUUUAAAGAUUUCUUCAACAAAUGGGAAUAUUUUAAAAAGUAGAAUACUAUUUGAUAAUGAUUUAUUAGAUGAAUGUUUUGAUUUAUUGGAGGAUGGUACUGUUGAAGUAAAAGCAGCUAAAAUAUUUUUUUUGUUAAGUAUAAAUAGAAAUGAUUUAGUAAAAGAGAUAAUAAAUGAAUAUUUAAAGAUGAAUGAUGAAAUACCAAUAAUUAAAAUUGCUUUAGCUAUCUAUUAUUUAUAUAAUGAUAAUUAUAAAGAAUCUUUUUUAAUUUUUGAUGAUUUGGAAUCUUUAUAUUCAUCUGUUGUUAAUGAUUUUUCUACAAUUAUAUUAAAUGGUAAAAGUGUAUCUAAUAUUAUAAGUUAUGAGUUUAAUGAUGCUAAAGAAUAUUUGAAAAAUGCUAUAAAAAAUGAAAUAAAUAAUAGUGAUAUAUUAUAUAAUUUAAUUACUUGUUCUCUAUAUUUGUAUGAAUUAGAUGAAGCAGAAGAAUAUUUAAAAAAACUUUAUGAUUUUUUUCCAGUUCAUGAUAGUAUAAGUGUUUUAAGAAAAAUUGAUUAUGAAGUAGAUAAUUUUGUUUGUGAAUUCUAA